Messenger RNA from Hymenoscyphus albidus, 552 nucleotides. The record is from the annotation of a GenBank genome assembly. NCBI's taxonomy places the organism in Eukaryota, Fungi, Ascomycota, Leotiomycetes, Helotiales, Helotiaceae.
AUGAACCCUCCAACUCAACCCCGCGGUGCUCCCCUCUCCAUCACAGCCACCUCUCAAUCCCAAUCUUCCUCCUCAUCGUCAACGCCCGCAAACAACUAUUCAAAUUUCCCCUUAUCGCCCACAUCCUACACCCCCUCCCCCAUCUCAUCCACCUACUCCCCACUCAUCUCCCACUCUCAACCUCCCCGCGGAAUCGGCACCCAACGCCGAGCAACCGAGCCUCCAAAAUCUGCGACUUCCUCCCUCUCCUCCUCGCCCUCAAGCCCAUUGCGAUUCUUCACCCGUAAUGGGGUCACCGAAAGCCCAACACGGAUGAACACAACCCCAACGCGAGCAAGCACAGGAAAUUCCGGUAUGAAUGGUGAGAAAAUCAAGAGAUUAAGUGAGGGGAGUCGACGGUAUAGCGGGGAGAAGAUUAAUGUCCAUACGGAGUGUGGGAGACAUAGUGAUGAGUGGCUCUUUGGUCCUAUGAAGGGAGCUGUGAGGAGGAUUUUGGAGAGGGGCGAUAGUAGGGAUCGGGUGAAGGAGGAUAAGGGGAAGGGGAGGGAGUAG